CUGACUUUGAGUUUGAGAAACUGAGAAUGUGAAUCUGUCCGUCGGUCAGUCACACUGAUAAACAUUUAUUUAUUUUUUUAAUUAUUGUUGUAAAUACAUAGCAAGAUACAUAUCCUUCUAAAAAAGAAGUAAAAAAUAAGAAACUACUAGUUACUAGUAGAGAGAGAGAGAGAGACAGAAGACAGUCUUGGCGUCCUUUUGGAUCCUUGGACUUCGGUCUCAUCUUGUUCGACCUCAAGGCUCCACAGUCCGCACACACAACAAGAAGAGAGAGAGACUGGUGGACUGGUGGUUCGAUUUCUGUCACUGUGCUGGAGGCCUGGUGCAUUUGAUGAUGAAAUGGUGUAAAACUUCAUAUAUAAUUUAGCCUUCCUAGCUUGUCAUCACCAAAAAUAUUAACUUCAACACCUCUUUACUGGGUCAAUCAACUCAUCAAAAAUCCAAACGCCAUGUUUGGCAUGGGGAAAAAGUCACACAACGAAGCCACCAAGAAAGCUUCGAAGUUGUCGACCAAGACCACCGCUAAGAAGGAGGCUCCCAUGAAGAAAAAGGAAAUCAAGCAGACUUCUGCUGCGAAACACGCUUCGACCCCAAGCCCAAGAAAGCGUGUGGUAGUUGAGCGGCAAUCAUCUCAAGAAGCUGACUCUAAACGAGGUAGAGUGUAUGCAGGUCCCUCCGUCACUGGUCGUAAAACUGUCACAUUCAAUCGACGUGUUGAGGUGGCCGACACCUACGCAAAGAAGGUUUACAACCGUAGAGUAGUUGAUGAGACGGAUUUUGACUAUGCCAGCCUUCGCUUUGCGGCACAGGAACUACAGGCUUUCAAGCGCUCGGAGAUGCUCGUAGUCAAACGAUGCCACUGUGAGAUAUUUCAGCUGCAACGACCGUUCAAGGAGAUACGUAUGAAAAAUGGUACUGUGGUGAAUAACUUCCACGAAGUUACCUCUUUCAAGACUUGCGAAGGUACUUGUGCUUUUGUCAAGGUGGGUGUCGCGACUCCAAUCCCCUGUGCACUAGCUGCAGUUUCAUCGUCCACUGGUAUCCUUGUUGCCGUGUAGAGGAAGACCUCGAGGCACAGAUUCUCAAAUGUACAUAUCUAGUACGACCCAUGCAACAACAUAGUUGUCGGCUAUUCAAGCUGUAUUUUUAAACUAAUUGAUAGGACAAUUUACAUAUUACAUAUAGAAAACUUGACCCGUGCAACGAGCAUUGUUGCCGGCUAUCAAUUAAUAUAUAUCAGGUACGACCCGUACAAUCAUCAUAGUUGACGGCUAAAAAUAGGAUUUUUGAUGAAUAAAUAUGAAU
Messenger RNA from Sphaeroforma arctica JP610, 1305 nucleotides. RefSeq lists its product as hypothetical. The transcript has a single exon. Bases 450 to 1058 code for a protein of 202 amino acids. Lineage: Eukaryota; Ichthyosporea; Ichthyophonida. The record is from RefSeq and is a predicted model, not a curated record.